Coregonus clupeaformis (lake whitefish) is the source of this 1810-nucleotide messenger RNA. RefSeq lists its product as uncharacterized. The coding region runs from base 56 to 1036 and encodes 326 amino acids. The record is from RefSeq and is a predicted model, not a curated record. The transcript has 2 exons. Lineage: Eukaryota; Metazoa; Chordata; Actinopteri; Salmoniformes; Salmonidae.
AAAACAAAUUAACAAGACGCAAAACACUUUUACCAGUCCCGAAACAAAUUUACAGAUGACAGAUUCUUCACGGAAAGGGAAUGUACCACAUACCGGAAGUGACACGGAAGUGAUGAGCGUGGUCUUUUCGUGUUGUUGUUGUGGAGUUUAUGGCGUCAAAGAAGUUUAUGGUGACCGCCCGAACAUGGACUGCGGCCGAGGGAUGUUUUGCCCGUUUUGUGGCAAACACAUGAACAGCUUAACGCGGUUUUGCUUUACGUGUGGUCGGUGUUUGGAGUUUUUAAAGGACGCGGACCAGACGGAAACACCAGACAUACUGCAUCAUUGCGUUCAAUAUUUUAACGAGGGUCACUCGUACGCUGUAAUCGUGGACAUGAUGUCAAGUCUACACGGUGUAAACAUCAGCUUGAGGACUCUUAAAAGUAAACUGAACGAAGCCGGGUUGUACCGCAGAAAGGAUUAUUCCUCGCCAAACGCCGUGAGUAACGCCAUCAGAUUUGAACUUCGUGGACCUGGACAACUAUUUGGUUACCGCACGAUGUGGCAAGUACUUAAACAAAAGUACAAUCUUCGAGUGAAGAGAGAUGAUGUGAUGAAUUUGCUCCGGGAGCUUAAUCCUCGAGGGUGUGAGAGCAGAGCACGCAGAAGGUUUACAAGAAGAACCUACCACUCAAUGGGACCUAACUAUAUGUGGCACGCAGAUGGUUAUGACAAACUUAAGCCAUUCGGUUUGGCCAUUUCGGGAUGCAUAGAUGGAUUUUCACGUAAAGUAUUGUGGCUUCAAUGUGGACCAACAAAUAAUAACCCAACAGUGAUUGCUCACUAUUUCAUGUCAUGUGUGCGAAACCUCGGUGUCAUCCCCAUGAGACUGAGGACUGAUUGCGGCACUGAGAACGGCAUAAUGGCUGCAAUUCAAUGUACCCUACGCCACCAUCACAGUGACUACUACUCUGGAGCGUCCAGCCACAUGUACGGCUCAUCUAUAAAUAACCUGCGUAUUGAGUCCUGGUGGUCUAUAUUUAGAAAGGGAAGGUGAGUUGUCUUCAUAAAGGGUCAUUGCAUCUUUUGGUCAUUCGAUUUUCUUCUCAGGAACGAUUAAUGAAAAACGAGCACAAUAAUUAUCAAUACAAAUUUGUAAAGCAAAUCCUGCCCGUCAGGAAAAGUAGCUGUUCCUGAAAAGAAAAUCGAAUGACCAAAAGAUGCACAGACCAUACAUUUCAUUAUAACUAACCUUUAUUAUUUAUAGUAUAACUAAACAUUUGUAUCCAUUUCUAUAGGUCUCAGUUCUGGAUGGAGUUAUUUGCCGACCUUAGAGUCAUGAGCAUCAAUGCCUAUUGAGAUAUUGCUUUGGUGAUGUUAUUCAGAAGGACUUGGAUGAGUGUGUGAGACUGUGGAACAGCCACAGGAUUCGCCCUUCCAGAACAGCAGCAUGUCCAGGAGGAGUGCCCAAUGAACUCUACUACUUACCACACAGGUUUGGCUCCAGAGACUGCGGAUUUCAAAGUGAACAAGCUGAACUGGAUGCCCUUCCUGAGGCUAGCCUGUCAAUGACUCCUUGUGGGGACCCAAACAUGCAGGAGUACUUGGACUUUGCCAUGGAACACAAUCAGUUACAGAAGCCAGACAACUGGGAGUCUGCAUCCGAACUGUACAUGAAACUAAAAGAAAUGGCUCAGCUAUGAAAUGAUCAAAAAGGGAGGGUUUUUUGUAGUGGUGGAAUACUGCUGUCUGUCUGAACACAAUAUUUAUGAAUCUGUCACCCAAAGCUUAAUUGUUUUUAAGUGUGAAGUAAAUUAAUCAAAAAUAGUAA